Myripristis murdjan (pinecone soldierfish) is the source of this 4858-nucleotide messenger RNA. It is a transcript of the gene fhdc4, whose product is annotated as FH2 domain containing 4. NCBI's taxonomy places the organism in Eukaryota, Metazoa, Chordata, Actinopteri, Holocentriformes, Holocentridae. The transcript is spliced from 12 exons. Bases 268 to 2817 code for a protein of 849 amino acids. The record is from RefSeq and is a predicted model, not a curated record.
AAGGAAGGGCAGAAAGAAAAGCGUCCGAUUUACAAAUAGGAUAAAGGAGAGACUGUCGGUAGCCUAACAAACAAAGUCUAACUGCAUCAUCCUAACUGAUGACAGAUUGGAAAGACCAUUCAAGGACAAGCGGCUAUAACACAGUCCUAUAAAACAUUUAUUCAAGACCGCUGCCGUUUGAGUGCAAAGACAGGCCCUGAACCUGGCAGCAUGUAUGAGUGAGGCCAUGACUACAUCCCGCGCCUGCUGACAGCUUCCACGCAAAAGAUGCAAACAGGUGGUCCACCACCACCACCACCCCCUCCUCCUCUUCUUCCUCCUCCUCCUCCACCACCACCACCACCACCACCACCACCACCACCACCACCACCUCCAGCCCCUGGUUGCCCACCACCUCCACAUGGCUUCGGCCUCAAAUCUCGGGGAGAGCACCGGCGCUCCACGCUACGCAAUUUCAACUGGGACACCAUUCCCAAACACCAUGUAGUAGGCAAGCACAACAUCUGGACAGCAGAGAAGGCUUAUGGAGAAUAUGAGCUGGACACUGAUCACAUGGAGGAGCUGUUUAGCCGCAGCCGGCAGGGCCAGGGCCAGCAGCACCAAAAGAGCAGCCGCGGCAGUCUGCGGGGUCUGCCAGCUGCUGCCUCAGCAGGGGAACUGGUUUCCGUUCUCAGUUCCAAGAGGAGUAUGAACAUUGGAAUUUUCCUCAAACAGUUCAAGCGGCCUGUUAAGGACAUGAUCGAAGACAUUGGUUCAGGGUUUGGUCUCAGUUUUGGUACCGGGAAACUGAGGGAGUUGUGCAAGUUGCUGCCAGAUGAAGGAGAGGUGCGGCAGCUGGUCAAUUUCAAGGGCGAUCACUCUGCUGUUCCUGAAGCAGAUCUGUUCAUGCUGAUGCUGGUCAAGAUACCCAGUUAUGAGGAGCGUCUCAACAGCUUAGUGCUCAAAGAAGAGUUUUUCCCCUGUUUGGAUGAAAUGAAAAAAUCCAUUGCUGUUUUGACGACCGCCGGAACAGAGCUGUUAGAGUCUGAUAAUCUCCACUCUGUCAUCCGUCUGGUGCUGAAGACUGGGAAUUACAUGAAUGCCGGUGGCUACGCUGGCAGUGCUGUUGGCUUCCGUAUGGCAUCUCUCUUGAAGUUAGUGGACACCAAAGCAAACAAACCUGGCAUGAAUCUCAUGCAUUAUGUGGUGAUGCAAGCCCAGAAGGUUGAUAUGGCCCUGCUGAAAUUUCCAGAACAACUCAAACACAUUGCUGCUGCAGCAAGAUUAAAUACAGGUGACGUUGAAGCUGAGUUUCAACGAGAGGUAAAGAAAGUACAAGAUGCUAAGGCGGACACCAUGAAACAGGAAGACCUAAAAGCACAGAUGGAGGAUUUUCUAAAGGAUGCUGAGGCCUGCUUGGAAGAAACAGAAAGUGAACUUCAGACAUUACGCUCAGUCAGUGAUUCUGUGGCAGAAUACUUCUGUGAAGACCCCAGCAAAUUCAAACUGGAAGAAUGCUGCUCCAUUUUCCACUCCUUCUGUGAGAAAUUUAUGCGAGCCAUUCAGGAAAACAGAGAUCGAGAAAUGGCAGAGGUGAAACGAAGACAAAGAGACAGACUGCAGAGUGCUACCAAGCGCAGGUCCACAGCCACCUGCUCUUUCAGGGACAAAGAAAUGGAUGGUGUAGCUCUGGAGUCCAUUCUCCAGAACUUCCUAACCAACCGUUCACCCAGGAGGAGGGUGGGAAGGACCUCCCCUAACCAUGGGAGCCCCACUGCGGGAAGCCCCCACAGUGGGAGCCUAUCAGAGAUCAUUUUUCAGGGAAAACUCACUGAAAAUCACAGGAGGGCAAACUCGUUAAGAGCUAAGGAUGUUUGCAAAAAUGAAUGGAAUUCAGCAAUUAACCUGACAGAGAACUCUUCCCAGAAAGAAACCCAAUCCAUGAGCAAGGAAAACAGGGGAACCGAUGUGGUCCCACCUACCACAGAGAUGAAGACACACACAAAAGUGGACUAUAAAGGUUUUACACACCCAACCAGUAGGACCAACAGCAGUUCCUCCUCAGGCAGACCUUUCUCAGGGACCAUUGAGGAUGACAUGGAGGACCUGGGAGACAAUAACGAGGAAGAGGCCCAAAAAUUACGCGAAGCAUCCAAGAAAGUUUUGCACUUUCAAAGAAAUCGAAGCAGUGUGUCCUCGGGGGAUUAUGGUUUCGAGAAUCAGAAAUCACCUGGCGUGACGAAUGCCUCACCUCGCCACCGCACCUUCAACGAGGACAUACAAAGAUACCUUGGAGAGACUAGCAAUGAGGAUUUGGCUGAGUUUGUGUUGAAUACUCAAUUAUCCUCUAAGAGUAACAUUAAUCGGCGCCACACUGUUAGUAUCCCUGCUCAAAGCCCUACGAGUGACGAAGACGCAAAUAAUCCAUGUGCCCUGACCUCAGACAGAACUCGUAGACCUGCAUUAAAAGACAUAGGGAGGAUUGCAUCAGAAGGUGCUGGUCAACACCAGGAGUUUGAUUUUAAUGACGUUUCUGUCAAAUCUAAAAAAUAUGGUGCCCAGGACCAGAGUUCCCCAUCGGCAGAGAAGAAAAGUAAACCAAAUGUUCCCUCUGCUCUUGUUCUUGAUAAAGAGCAUGGGGAGCAAAACCAAGAGGACACAACAAUGGAAGCUGCACAAAACCAUCCUCAGAAAAAAGGGCAGUCCAUAAACCCCAAGAGUCCAUGGCUUAAGACUGAGACCUCUGGAUUUUUUGGCUUUCUCAAACGCCUUGGAGAUAUGGGCAAAUUGCCUGCCAGCAAGGACACUGUCCGCAGGGGUACUGGUUCUCUUGUAUAGGUCUUUGCAUUCAAGUAAUGAAAGAAUUGUAAAUCCAUAUAUGAGGGAAGCACAUACAAAAUUAGUAUUAUUGUUGGUUCAUUUAAUUAACAUUCAUAAAAGCUGUGUGAUGACCUCCAUGAAUGAGAAAUUUACCUAAUUGCCCUUGUGGUUAAGAUGUUGUGUUAUCUUAAUUUAACACUAUUUAAUAUAUAAUGAGGUUUAAUGGUUGUGAAGAAAGUUGAAGAAAGUCUGAAAGUCUGGGUUAUAGAGAUGUGGAGGAGAUAAUGAUGAUGUUGGGUGGAGUAUUUUACAUGUUGUACCACUAGGUGGCAACCUAUCUUUAUAUUGUCUUGUAAGCAAGUAUGUAUAGUCACUAUAAAACUGAUUGACCAUUUUCUCAAUUUAUCUUAGUAUCCCGGUAAGAAUAUGGGUGUUCUGAUCAAUUGGGCAAGUGGAUUACGACUUACAGUGUGUAUCCUUUAGCAAAGUCAACAGUUAUAAUACCCUGCCCUGGAGAGGUUAUGUGCCGAGGUACGUGAAUGACUGAACAUAGAGUGUGAGUGUAAGAUGGCAUUGUAGAAAAAGGAAUGAAUCAAAAGGUUGGUGUUAUUGUUAUUUUUGAUACAUGGAUGAAUUGGUAUUUUUGGCUUCAAACGUAAGAAUAUUAUUUUUCAUUUUUACAGAGACAAAUAUCUUUGUUUUCCAGCUUUUUUUUUUCUUUCUCUGUUGUCACAGAAGCGCAGCAAAAAUGCAGAAGGUUGUGGAUGCUUUCAGGAUCUUGUUCAAUUCAGCCAUUGUAUUGGUCUUAAAUGGGUCAGUGUUACAAAGGCAGCCUGUAUCUCUGCAGAGCUGAGUGAUUGUGGCUCCAUGGCAAAAUGAAGGCUGAUAAUCCCAAAUAAAGUUGAGGAGAGCUUAACGUGGUAAAGAGCCAACACCUGGUGACCUAUUAUAAUGAAAAGUACCAGCAUUUGUCUCUGCUAUGCUGCGUAUGGCACUGCCAGGCAACAACUCCCUGCCUCCCUCAGCCAAACCCUGGGCAUCAGGGAGGCAUUAACUUGUGCCAAUGCAUUUUAGGAGUUAGGUGUGUGACUUAAACUGAUUUGCUCUUUUGAUUUCAGUUUUCUCAGGUUAUAUUGCACCAGUUUAAAUCAUUAACACCACAGAAACAUAGUUUUCACAUAACGCAGGACAUUUCAGCAAUGAAAUUAUUUUUCAUUUUCUUAAAUGUGUGCCCCACUAUCCUGGAGGUAACGAGUUAUAUUACAGUGCUCUGCUCUUGUUUAUCUGUUUUAUCAUGUAAACACUAAAGUAUAAAUAUCUUUAUGUUUCUCUGUGAUGAAGUAGGUAUGGGGUUUGAGAUAUGUAACUGCUGAAAUAAUGAAAACAAAGAAAACUGCCAAUAAAUUGUGAGCUGUCCAAACUUUUUCUGUUCAAAUUAGGUUCCACAAUAUACUAAAUACAAUAUAUAGAAUUAAUCCCCCAACAUUUAUUGCUUAAAACACCAGAGUAGGAUUGUAGUACCAUUUUUCUAUGGCUGAUAUGUCAAGGCAGUUCUUUGUAUGUAACGGCAGUGGCAUUGCAUUUGUAACAAAUGUUUCAUGAUGCAUUAAUAAAUAACACAAUGAUCAUAACUGCUCAUUUACACAGUCUAAUUUGCAUAAAAUAAAUAAAGUGUUGAGGGCCAGGACUUUUAUAAUUUUGUGUUUUGGGUUCACUCCCAGGGUCAUCUGACAAUGGCUGUCCUCUCCAAUUAAACAAUGACACUAAUUGUCAUGCAUUGCUUAAUAGAAACACAAUGUGUCCCCCACAUGUAUUGCUUAUUACUCAUUAUGCAACAAUCAAAUGCCUUGGAGCACAGAAGAGAAAUGCUGAUACCAGCAUGAGCUACAAAAUUGUUUUUAUUCCCCAAAAUGAAUGUCAUAAAAAAGAGAACAAUGAAGGGGCAGUUUAGCAGCUGAUCAUGUAAUGAGUGGUAGAUAAUAGUUUUUAUAAAAUGCAAUAAUAAAAAAAAGUCCCUCUAGGCUGAAAAUGUCAUUAAACCAUUAAUGUUAUGGGUGGC